ACAAAAAGCUACAUUUCCGGAGUACUUGUUUAAUGGUCCCACGUGGAGGCAGCAGGAGAAGUUUCAGGCAUGGAGGCGUUGGAUCGAGUAGAAAAACCCAAAACCAAGAGGGCAAAAAGGUUUCUUGAGAAAAGGGAGCCAAAGGUGACAGAAAAUACCAAGAAUGCUAUGCUCAUAAAAGGUGGAAAUGCAAAUACAACCAUCACCGAAGUACUAAAAGACAUUUAUUCUUUGAAAAAGCCAUUUGCUGUGCUAUAUAAGAGAAAAAAUAUUACAAGACCCUUUGAAGAUCAAACUUCAAUGGAAUUUUUUUCCAAGAAGUCUGAUUGCUCUUUGUUCAUGUUUGGAUCACAUAACAAGAAGAGGCCUAAUAACCUGAUAAUAGGUCGCAUGUACGAUUAUCAUGUGCUUGAUAUGAUUGAACUGGGCAUUGAAAAGUUUGUAGCUCUGAAGGAUAUCAAGAACAGCAAGUGUCCUGAAGGAACAAAACCCAUGUUGAUCUUUGCGGGUGACACUUUUGACAUCAGUGAAGAACACAGGCGAUUAAGAAGCCUUCUCAUUGAUUUCUUCAGAGGCCCAGUGGUGCCCAGUGUACGCCUGGCAGGCUUAGAGCAUGUUCUUCAUUUCACUGCCGUGGACCAAAAAAUCUUCCUGAGGAGUUACAAAGUAUUGUUGAAAAAAUCAGGCUGCAAAAUACCAAGGAUUGAACUUGAAGAUAUGGGGCCCUCAAUAGACUUGGUGAUGAGGAGGACACACUUGGCAUCAGAUGACCUUUAUAAAUUAGCUUUAAAGCAGCCAAAAGCUCUUAAGCCAAAGAAGAAGAAAAAUAUCUCCCAUGAUGUUUUCGGUACAAAAUACGGGCGGAUCCACAUGCAGAAACAAGAUCUAAAUAAACUGCAGACACGAAAAAUGAAAGGUUUGAGGAAAAGACCAAAUGAAAAGAAGACUGAAAGCGAAGAGAAUCCAAAGAAACCAAAACUGACUGGACUGGACAAUUGAGUUGCCUCAUACUAGAUUUUAACUCACGAGCUUGUAAUACUUUUUAAUUACAAAAAGUUAGGAUGUUUUUUCAAAGAAGGAAAUGUCUAUGAAUUGGUUAAUAUUCUGGGAUUUUAUUUUAUUUUUGAAUACGUACAAAUCACUUCUGUAACGGUUUCCAGUCAAUUACCUCCUCUCUUCUUCAUUCUUUUCUCAGUCCUUUUUGUUAACUUUUCAAAAUGUGGUGUCUGUUUUAAAAACUGAUGUAUGGCUAUUGACAUAAGUGUUUUGGAAUUAUUAUUAUUUUAAAUUAUCAAAUACUUAACUUUGCCUGUGGGAGAAUAGUGACCUGUUUUCUUGGGGAAAACAAUUAAAUUUAUUCAAACCGCUUAAUAAAAGAAUCAGGAAAUUGGCUCA
Molecule: messenger RNA, 1395 nt
Organism: Anolis sagrei ordinatus
Lineage: Eukaryota; Metazoa; Chordata; Lepidosauria; Squamata; Anolidae
Gene: RPF2
Product: ribosome production factor 2 homolog
Biological process (GO): maturation of LSU-rRNA from tricistronic rRNA transcript (SSU-rRNA, 5.8S rRNA, LSU-rRNA); ribosomal large subunit assembly
Cellular component (GO): nucleolus
Molecular function (GO): rRNA binding
Source: RefSeq, a predicted model, not a curated record